Bradysia coprophila is the source of this 2796-nucleotide messenger RNA. RefSeq names its product Bardet-Biedl syndrome 9 (gene BBS9). The record is from RefSeq and is a predicted model, not a curated record. Gene Ontology annotation, molecular function: protein binding. NCBI's taxonomy places the organism in Eukaryota, Metazoa, Arthropoda, Insecta, Diptera, Sciaridae. Gene Ontology annotation, cellular component: BBSome; membrane. Gene Ontology annotation, biological process: cilium assembly.
AAAAAAAUCACUCGCCAAAACAGAAAUCAGAAAAAUGUCGCUUUUCCAAUUGUGUCGAUGGUGGUAUACUCAAUGUCCGGAUUUUGGAACAAACUACGACAACAAUUCAAUGCAUUGUUGUCGUAUUGGCUCAAACGAUAAUGACAAGGAUUACAUUGUUGUUGGUUCGCAUUCUGGUCACUUGAGCAUAUUUAAUCCGUCCGGUGAUCCUCCCGAAAAUAACAACGAUAAUGCGUUUAAAGCAACAGACGUCCUAAUCGAAAUGAAGCUACCGAAUCCGAUUAUUGGAAUUGAAUCUGGAAAAUUUAUAGGAUCGAAAGAGAAUGGAAAAUGUCAGCUGGCAAUUUUACAUCCAAUGAAACUUUCUAUUUACGCUAUUCACACCACUGAAGGACAUGCUUCGCAUGGCGAUCAAUCGAAAUUGGAACUUUGUUACGAAUACAAGUUUCAAAGGUUUGCAUUUUCAUUCUGUAAGGGAAAUUUUGGUAGUGUCAAGGGAAAAGAAUUCUUUUGUGUGGUUCACAUGGACAGUUCGUUAAGCUUUUUUGAACAAGACUCCAUUGCAUAUGAAUGCAUUUUACCGGGUGAAAGGAACAUACCAUCAGUCUUUGUUUACGUUCAACGAAUCGAUAGUUUUAUUACCGUUUCUACUGCAUACGAUGUGGAAUGCUUUAGAUACCAGGACCUAUCUCAGAGUAGUGAAACUGGUGGAAAAGUUAUCGAAGCAAUGUGGGUGGCAAAUAUCGGCAUGGAUUGGAUGGCAUUGGAUGUUACUUCUUUACAAUUAACUAAUGACCAAUCUGUAAUUAUGAUUCUUGGAGAAAAUCAUUUCAUAUCAAUAGCCGACGAUGGAUCAGUUAGAUUCAUAAAACGGCUGGAUUAUUCGCCGAUGUGUUUUCACUGCUUCGUGAUUGGAUGGUAUUGGGAACCAAAUGCUAGAUUAAUUACAUCAAUUGUAAGCGAAAGUGGUUCACUGCUAAUUUAUGAGGAGUCAACACUCAUUUGGGCCGCCCAACUAGCCGAAGUACCUGUAUCUAUACAAAGAUCUAACGUAAAUGGAUUAGCUGGAGCUGUUGUGACAUUAAGCGAGACUGGACAGCUUCAAGUGGGCUUUUUGGGUUCUGAGCCACAGCCCUUCAAAGUGCCACCGUUAAAUUUGAGUGAAUUAAAUUACGAAAACGUGCAAAAGGAAUUAGCCGAAUUGGAAAAGGAUAUAAAAUCUGGAAUCGAUUUCACGGACUUAUCGUUAACUAAAGCCCUAGCAAAAAAAGAUCUACAAUUGAAAGUAACUGUCGAUAGUAGACUUGAACCUUGCAACUUUCCCACAAAACGUUCAUUUGAAGUUGCUAGACAAAUGUGCCGCGUAAGUCUGAUAGUGACGCCGAGUGUAUCGUUGGAACAAAUUCAGAUUUUGUUUGUGGCAUCAGAGCCGCUAGUUUGUUCUGAACCAUUACAUUUCUUACGCAAUGUUCCCAUUAACACUUCGAAGAGGGUAGACGUUUGGAUGUAUUUUAACAACACGUUGCCAGCUCAUUGCACGGAUGCUAAAGUAGUCGUUUCGUUCAUUAAUCAGCAAAGCAUUUGCAGAAUAUUAGAAGAGAGAAUUUCAUUGCCAAUCAAAUUAUUCUUUUCUCAACAUUCGCCACAAAAGGAAGCAUCGAUUAAAAUUACCUUCAGCGUUGAAGGGUCGGCCGAAACGUUAAGCUUGAGCGCAUUAUUUACACCUGAUUAUUCAAUGGAAUCUGAUCUUCAAGCAGCGGGAUUUAAAUCAAAUAUAACCAACACGGUCAUUACAGUUAUUACAAAUAAACAGCAAUCAAACCGAAUAAGGAUUCAGUCGGACGAUCUAACUUUAUUUGGAGCAUUUCUCGAAGUCAUGAAAUGUCGUAUUGAAGAUUACACUAACAAAUCAACAGCUAAGUCUCAGAAUCAGGCAGCAAAAUUAAAAUUAGUAUUUCUACCGAAAAUUCCGAUCAACGAAAUUCUAUCCAAAGUUGACGGUCACACUGACGCUUUAGGCAAAGUCAAAUUACUUCAAGACAAACUUGACUCACGAUCGGCACAGAUGCGUCUUAUUGUACGAAGUAUGUUUAUCAAGUUAGAAGAUAAAAAAGAAAAUGCAACUGAAGGAGUUAUGAUGCUAUAUAAAACCACUCAGGAUCAAAUCAAUGAAGCCUUGAAAGAACUGGACACUGCAAUUUUCGACCUUAAACAGAGUCGUCAAAACCUAUCUUGUGCUCUAGCAAUGUGUCGCAUUAUAGUUGAAAAUUUGGACCUCCCUAACAAGACUACGGAAGGACUAUGCUCGAUUUUGAUCACCCCAAUUGUCGAUUGGCUAAACAAUACUUGGGAGGAAACAACAAACGAUUCCCUUGACCGAUUAAACCAUAUUGGUGCAUUGCGUAAAAAUAAAAAUGCGUCUGUCGAUGAUCAUCCAACAUAUGCGGCGACUUCGCUGGACAUCAAUCGGUACAAACGUCGUUUGUCAGCACUCUUGGAACGAGUGUGUCGCCUUUGUUCGAAAAAGGAUAAGAGCCAGGACGAGAAUAAUCUGCUAGAGACCGAUUGUUUGGAGGAGGAGGAGGAGAACGAGGAGGAAUAUAAAAGUGAUUGGAUUAGUGAUAACCAACCUCAGGUCGAUUUAAAGCGAUCCGAUUUAGUAACAAUGGAUAACAGUUAAACGAAAGGCUAUUCAUCUGUUAUCUACAACGACGACAACAGUAAAUGAUGAGCUAUGCCUAAUGCAGCCUUAUGUAGCAAAACUUAUUUUUAAACAAUUGAAGUAGCAGACCUUGC